This is a messenger RNA of Candidula unifasciata, 1457 nucleotides long. NCBI's taxonomy places the organism in Eukaryota, Metazoa, Mollusca, Gastropoda, Stylommatophora, Geomitridae. The record is from the annotation of a GenBank genome assembly.
UGCACUCUGCUCCCAUGGAGAAAGUGCUGGCACGACACCUUUUGGAGCGGUACGAGCAAGUGGGUCGAAUGGGCCGACCUGUGAUGGAGGCAACGGACACGAUGGUGGUCAACUUCAGUUUGUCUCUGAUCCAGAUCCUAGACGUGGAUGAGAAGAAUCAAGUCUUCAAAACCAAUAUUUGGUACCACUAUCGGUGGAGAGACAUCAUCCUUCAGUGGAACCCCUCUCACUACGACAAUAUCACAAACAUCCGGAUUCCCUCUAACAAAAUAUGGCUACCGGAUAUCCUGCUGUAUAACUUUGCAGAUGAUCGCCUACGGGAGCAGCGGGACGCCCUUGUUGUUGUCGAACACACGGGAGACUUAUUGUGGAUGCCUCAAGCGAUUCUCAACAGCUCCUGCACAUUCGACACACUGUUCUUUCCCUUCGAUGAUCAAACAUGCCAUCUGAAAUUUGGUUCCUGGACUUACAACGGGGACAAACUUAACAUUGAUUUCAUAGGUGGUCACCAGGAAAUCAACCUGGACGACUACAUGCAGUCCAACGAGUGGGACCUUGUAAAGAAUGUCGCUGUCCGAAACGUCAAGUUUUACACGUGCUGCCCGGAGCCUUACCCAGACUUGACCUUCACGUUACAGAUGAAGAGAAAGGUAGCCUUUUAUACUCUCAUCCUCAUUUUACCGUGUGGCCUACUUUCGCUUCUAACACUGGUCAUCUUCUGGGUACCCCCUGAGUCUCCUGCCAAGCUGCAGCUGGGGAUGAACAUUUUCCUUGCCUUCUUUCUGCUCCUGUUGCUGCUUGCUGACUUCACACCUAGGGCAGCUACUUCAAUACCACUCAUAGGAGCUUAUUUCUGCCUGAGCUUAAUCAUGAUCACAUUAUCCACGGUGCUUGCAUGUAUUGUAGCCAACAUGUACUUCCGGGGCAUACGGGUUAACAGAGCACCAAGAUGGCUGCGAUCUUGUAUCAUAGACGGAGCAGCCAAACUGCUGUGUGUGAACGAAGUCAUUCAAGAGAAAUCCACGCAGCCCCCAACGACGCCCAGGAAAGUUUGGUCUACCUACGUCACUGGCGUCAGGAGCCAAUCGGAUCCGGAGACUCUGGACUCCCUGCUACUGGAGGAGGUGAGUUUACUUUUGUUGCAUGGUUACAGCCUCCAAGAACAGGGGGGGGGGGGGGGUGAAGGAGGUGAGUCUUCUUUUGUUGCAUGGAUACAGCCUCCAGGAACAGAGAGUAAUCAAUGUCAUCAAAAUGUGUAUCUGUAUUCGCAGAUUUCCUCCCUGCGGGAACUAAUGGACGAGGAGCUGGCGGUCACAGAGAGUUUGGAGGAGAGUCAGAAGCACAUCCUGGAGUGGAGAAUGAUUGCCUGUGUGAUGGACAGAAUAUUCUUCACUUCUUACAUCACAAUAAACAUUUUAGGAUUGUCCGGUCUUCUUCUGCGCAAUUAUCUCUUAUGA